AUGGAUGCAUAUACGCUCAAGUCUGUGUCGGAUUUGCCAUCACAUUUCCGUUCAAUUUUUAGUUUCAGAUACUUCAACCCGCUACAGAGUGAAUGCUUCCCCGUUUGUUUCCAUUCUGAUGUCAACAUGGUCAUCUCUGCACCAACAGGGAGUGGUAAAACUGUUCUCUUUGAACUCUGUAUACUGAGGCUUCUCUCAAGGUUCAUAUCUGGGCAGAACUUUAUCCAUGUUAAGGGAACCCUUAAAACGGUCUAUAUUGCACCAUCGAAGGCUCUCGUACAGGAGAAGGUCCGGGACUGGAAUAACAAGUUUGGAACACUUGGAAUAGCUUGCUUGGAGCUGACAGGAGACAAUGAGUUUUAUGACUCCAGGACUAUACAAGAAGCAGAUAUUAUUCUGACCACCCCUGAGAAAUUUGAUGCUGUGACUCGAUACCGCAUAAAGAAUGGAGGCUUGAGCUUUUUCAGUGACAUAGCACUUCUACUUAUCGAUGAAGUUCACCUAUUGAAUGAUCCUCGUGGAGCAGCUUUGGAGGCAAUUGUUAGUAGAAUUAAAAUGCUUUCUAGUAAUCCUGAACUGAGACCAAGUCCUCUGUCCGCUAUCCGGCUUUUAGCUGUUUCAGCCACAGUUCCUAAUAUUGGCGACCUUGCUGAAUGGCUUAAUGUUCCUGUCAAAGGAAUCAAAAGAUUUGGAGAGGAAAUGAGACCUGUGAAGCUGACUACUAAAGUUUUUGGAUAUACCUCAGCAAAGAAUGAUUUUCUCUUUGAAAAGCGCCUUCAAAACUAUAUUUUUGAUACACUAAUGCAAUUCUCCAAAGGGAAGUCUGCAUUAAUCUUCUGUUCUACAAGAAAAGGAGCACAGGAAACAGCACAGCAACUUUCCCAAACAGUGAUGAAUUUCGGCUAUUCUAAUCCAUUCAUUAAAGACCAUGAACAGAAGGAAAGACUUAGAGAGGCUUCCAUGUCAUUCAGUGACAAACAGAUGCAAUCUUAUAUACUCUAUGGAAUUGGGUAUCACAAUGGCGGUCUCUGCAUGAAGGACCGCAAUCUGGUUGAAGGUCUCUUUCUUAAGGGUGAUAUUCAGGUUCUGUGCACCACAAAUACCCUUGCUCAUGGAGUCAACUUGCCAGCACAUACUGUAGUGAUAAAGUCGACUCAGCAUUAUAACAAAGAAAAAGGUCUCUACAUGGAGUACGAUCGAUCCACAGUACUACAGAUGUGUGGAAGAGCUGGUCGGCCACCAUUUGAUGAUACAGGGACGGUGAUAAUCAUGACGAAAAGAGAAACAGUCCAUCUGUAUGAAAAUCUCUUGAAUGGAUGUGAAUUGGUGGAAUCACAGUUGCUUCCAUGCGUGACAGAGCAUCUGACUGCAGAGAUAGUUCAGCUGACAGUUUCGGAUAUAGCACGUGCAAUUGAGUGGAUGAAAUGCUCCUACUUGUAUGUUAGAAUGAAAAAGAACCCAGAGAAUUAUGCUGUUAGCAGGGGCAUUAAUAGAGAAUCUAUUGAGAAGCAUAUCAAAGAUAUUUGUGUCCACAAAGUUCAGGAGUUAUCACGCUAUCAAAUGAUCUCAACAGAUCAUGAUGGCUUCAUUCUGAAACCACUAGAGCCUGGGCGGUUAAUGACCAAGUACUAUCUGAAAUUCGACACAAUGAAGCACAUUAUGCUGACUCCAGAUAACUGCAGUCUGGAAGAUGCACUAAAAGUCGUAUGCCGUGCUGAGGAAAUUUCUUGGAUACAACUCAGGCGCAAUGAGAAGAAGGUUUUGAAUGAUAUUAAUGCUGACAAAGGUGCUAGGCUUCGUUUUCAUGUGAAUGAUGAAAGAGGGAAAAGGAAGAAACGCAUUCAGUCCAAAGAAGAGAAGAUAUUUAUCUUGGCAAAUGACUGCUUGACUGGGGAUCCCGCAAUACGAGAUUUGUCCCUAUCCCAGGAUAUGAAUUCUGUUUGCACCAACGGAUGUAGAAUUGCGAAGUGCAUGAAAGAGUACUUCUUGUUCAAGAGAAAUUAUAAAGGAGCAGUGCAGACUAUCCUUCUGGCCAAAUCACUGUAUCAGAAACUUUGGGAUGACAGUCCCUACUUACUGAAGCAAUUGCCUGGUAUUGGAAUGGUCACGGCCAAGGCUCUUCAUUCCAUGGGUGUCAAAUCGUUUGAUGCACUAGCUGAAGCUGAUCCAAGGCGAAUUGAGAUAAUCACAUGUCGUAAGUUCCCAUUUGGGAACCACAUCAAGGAUUCUCUACUGUCACUGCCUCCCAAAGUCGAUAUGAGUAUAGAGGAAAUUGAUUGCCAAAGGCAAGGGAAGUCUAAAAUAAAAGUCACAUUGACCAGGUUAUCACAAUCUUCAGCAUUAUCCAAGCGACAUUUUGCUGAUAUGAUUGUUGGUGUGGAGGAAGAGAACCAAAUUCACUUUCACGAGAAAAUAAGAGUGGACGAAUUCUCCAGCCCUUACAGUGCUACAAUCCUCGUGUCGGCCAACCAACAGCAGAAGCUGACCAUCAAGGCUGAUUUCAUGUUCGAAGAGUAUCUUGGUCUCGAUUGCCAUCAGAAGCUUAUUCUGAUGAAGGAAAGCUGGACCACUAGUAAGAACCACAACAGACUGCCUCCAAACAAGCAGCCUCCCUAUGUUCCUCUGUCCAAGGAAGUCUGUGUGAUAGAAGUAGACGAUGAAAGCAUGUCUUCUAAUGCUGAAGCAGCUGAAGACAAUUCAAUGCCCAGUUUCAAGCUAAUAGAAGAAGAUAUCGAAGAUGAAGAUGAACCAGUCGUUGAAAUCCAGAACGACAAGUCCAACCACACCUUGUCAGGAAGAACAAUAUUCGACCACAUACGUGAAAAGGCCAAGAACUUUCCUAUCAUUAACACUUCAGAAGCCUUUCUUCUCCAAAGUGAAGAACAACAAAGGGGCCUUAACGAAACUGAACUCGAGCUCGGCAGAAGGCUGGAUGCUAAAGAACACUCUAUCAUGGAUCUUACCAUAGACCCCAGCUGGUUAGAACAAGAAGGUGAAGAUAUUAUUCUCAACAGCCAUAGUUCCGCCAUUGAAGGUGUAAGAAGUUUUGUCGAAGACAGGGAAGGUGCUAGCGGUGGUGGCAUUGCUCCCGAACCCGAGAAAGCUCUGUACGGGGAAGCAAUAUUCGAUCACAUAAGGAGGAAAGCUGAGGAGUUCCCGUUUCUGACUUCAACCCUGCGCUGGAUGAAUGAACCGUCUCUGGAACCGGUUUCUGAACCACCCGAGGUUGGACCGAGACCAGAAUGCUUCCGAAAGGGUGACGUUGUCAUUUCGGAUUCCCAUCCUGGAGGGCAGAAGGUAAAAGUGGACGCAUUCUCUCCAAGUCCCGGCAGGAAAUUUACCGGUCUGAGUCUGCCUUCGAAGAGUCUGCCAGUCUCUAAAGUAGAUCGUCCACCUCGUGGAGAAAUGUUAUCGUUUGAUAUUUCCAUGAUGAAGGGUAGCAAUAGCAACAGUGGGAGCAAGAGGAAAGAGCAGCAGAAGGAAUGGUCUCCGAGCAGUGGAUCGAAACGCCAGCGUUGUGGUCUGGCAAUGCCGGUGCAGACGGGACAAGCAGAUUCGUUCAUGGGGUUCCAGAGCGUGUUCUCAUUCCUGUGA
Molecule: messenger RNA, 3594 nt
Organism: Linum trigynum
Lineage: Eukaryota; Viridiplantae; Streptophyta; Magnoliopsida; Malpighiales; Linaceae
Source: the annotation of a GenBank genome assembly